AUUUAGCGCAUGCGUACGUAGUUCUUUAUAUUUUUUGGGGGGUCCGAUUUUGAUUUGUCRCAAAUAAAAGCACACUGUUUUGUGUGAACAUCUAAAGUGAGGACCACACUGGGCUAACUUAAUUCAGAGAUCGUUUCAUUGCAUGAGUUUAAAUUAUACAAAUAAUUUUGAAGGAGAAACGACGUCUAAAGUGUGUUGUUCUUGKCGACCGAGACGAUUUUGACUCGGUCGUUGAAUAAUGGUCUUUUACGAAGCGAACACUGGUUUCGUGGUUAUAUUUUCUCUGCUAGAUGUUCUAGCCGCUGUGAGCAAUCUUGCUGUCAUCCUACUUAUGUUCUUCAAGCCGUCUCUACGAACYGUGAGCAAUCUUCUCGUAGCCGUUCUCGCAUUGGUGGAGUUUUCAGUUUCUCUUUUCGUCAUUCCCUUCUCGAUUGUCUCAUACAAGAAGCAUUCAUGGCAAUUCGGCGAAGGCUUUUGCAYUUUCCAUGGCUAUUUCUACCAGACAUUAUACAUCGCUACGGCGACUCUAACAUCGGUGAUCAGUGUAGAUAGGUAUUAUUCACUGGCGAAUCCAAUGAGCCACACUGCCAACAUCGCCGAAAAACAUUUACUAUGGGUCGUGGGAUUUGUGCUGGUACAGGCAGCCUUCUGGGCAAGCAUACCGCUUUUUAAUAUCGGAGAACUGAACUAUUCUUUCCUUCCCCAGCAAUCUCGUUGUGGAUUCAAGUGGACAUUGAGUGGAGCGUUGGGAACCUAUUAUUUCUUCAAUCUAAUGAUUAGCUUUAUUCUACCCGCUUGUGCUAUUAUUGUCAUGUACCAUAAGAGUGUACGGGCUGCUCUGCAAAGCGCUAAAAAAAUCAGACCGGGGAAUAUCCAGUUCCAAACGUCCAAAGAUGGACAGUUCACGUCAGUAGCAAAAGCCCAGUCGACUAGCAACAUCAAAGCAAUAAUUACAGUUUCUGUUAUMGUUGGUAGUUUUCUUGCGAGUCGAUUGCCAAUGGUGGUGUGCAAUAUUGGGUCCUGGUAUAGUGGCCAGGAUUUCUGCCCUCCCAUGGCCGAGCUAGCAUUUUCCUGGAUGUUGUACCUGGGUCCUUUAUUGAAUCCCUACAUUUAUACCUUYCUAAAUAGGCGACUUAGGAAAGAAAUUACGCGAACUAUUAAAUCCUUCAUCAACACUAAAAGUUCUGAAGAAGAAGAAGAAGAGCCAAAAGAUAUUUUGGAAUAUUUGAGAACUAUAACGGAUAAUUGUGUGUCUGCAUCGCAGUCAAAUUCUGGCAACGCAGAAAUCCCCACUGUCUGUGCCGGAAGCAAUGCAACAGAGAUACAUAUAAACGAAAACAUUACCGAAAUCGAAAUAUUACAAACACCAACUACCACGGAUGUAACUAGCUCUGUUUUCGAGAUGCAAGUUGUUUCUUCUAAGGCAGCAGGUGAACCUGACAAAGAGUAACGACACAAAAAAUUAUCCAAAUGAUGUUUGAAUUAUSAGCCUGGACUUCAAAAGAUAUCACACAUGUGGGCAUAAAUCAGACAAAUUUAAAUGGUCGUAAGUCAAAUUGAGACAUAAGAUUGGUCUUUUGGGAAGUACAUAUAUAAUACAUUUGGAGUAUGUAUGUGGAAAGGUUUGAAUCGACACUCAGACAUUAUAUGAUGUAUUCAGCCUGUGGGGCUUUCAGGAAGAAAACAGAAUUCAAAGAACAUGCUUUUAAUUAAAGAAAUAAUUGGUUGAAUAUAGAAAAAAAUAAAAUAAAAAGAUUUGCUGGUCAAAGGCAAGACAAGAGAAAAAAACUCUUUAAACGACAUUUGCAAUUUUACAGUUUUCAUUUCUGCUUUCCUUUUACAUAUUGGAAAGAAAUUAAAAGGUCUGUCUACCAUUUCAUUCGACUCAAAAUUUCUUAAAAUUAAAAUUGUAAAGUAGAAUUAUUGAUUUUGGUAUAUAAUAUAGCAGACACAGAUAAUGCUGAUGUAUAUGUAGAUAAUACAUGUUUUGAAUCCAUGAAAAACGCCGUCUGGUUACACUGAUUGCUCCUAAAAUAAGAAAUUAUCAAUUGUUCAGACGAAAAUUUCAAAUGGCCAAUAUUGCUGAUUAUCGAAUUAGUUUUCUUUGGAAUCAAGUUCGGUAUUUUUCAAUGUAACUAAUAUAAAGAUAAAUAUUUGCUAGCUUUAUCAUUAAUAUGAAUCACUUCUUUGUAAAUAAACGACUGGUUUUACAAUGUAAGUUUGGAGCUCUGAGACAUAUUCGGCACUGCCAAUUCAGAACCACAGUCUUCUGGUUUGAAUCUUAUAUCGCUUAUGUUUCGUUAAUGUUACUUUAAAAAUCUCGAAUUCCAAUCUGUUUUAUCGAAUAAAAGAGAAUAAAAAUUAAGAGCAAUGGAGAGAAAAUUGUUUUUUUUCCYAAGUCUUCAUUGACUGAUAAAUUUUGUAAAGAAAUAAUACACGACUGAGAAGAUUUCCCUCAGUUUAAGACAUUCGUACCAGGAACGCUUGACAACGGAAAGGAGAAAAAAA
Molecule: messenger RNA, 2508 nt
Organism: Actinia tenebrosa (Australian red waratah sea anemone)
Lineage: Eukaryota; Metazoa; Cnidaria; Anthozoa; Actiniaria; Actiniidae
Product: G protein-coupled receptor 161B-like
Biological process (GO): G protein-coupled receptor signaling pathway
Cellular component (GO): plasma membrane; signaling receptor complex; endosome
Molecular function (GO): G protein-coupled receptor activity
Source: RefSeq, a predicted model, not a curated record